AUGGUCACGAAGAAGAUUUUGCGAAAUGUUCUGGCUAUUCGUAUCAAAAACAGCUAUAAGUUACGUGACUUCCUCAAAGCUUUCUCAGAUUGGUCUUUCCCAAAGCUUAAACACCUUACGGAAGGCCUGUCUCAAGACGUUCCAAUCAGCGGAAAUGAAGCAUCGAAAUCGCAAUGUGUAGACUUACUUCAAACCGCUGGUGUGACUGAAGUAAAGGACAAGGCAUGGGAAGCAGCCAGUCUUCCAAUGAAAAAAGGGACGGUAAAACUAGCCUUCCAGAAUCAACUGCAAUGGUUCGAGUCGAAUGGUUCUGAGGAGGAAAAGAAGGCUGGCAACGAAGCUCUUGGAGAAAUUUCAGUGGCAGUUGUGACAGAAAUUCUGGGGAAUUACGGUUCUGCCCAGUUUUCUGCUAAUACUGAAAAGUUGAAAGGGAUUACCAGAGGACUAAGGUCCUGCCUGAUACUCUAUCUUCCAACUGAGAUGCAAUAUGAUGAUAGUCCCUAG
Funneliformis mosseae is the source of this 504-nucleotide messenger RNA. Lineage: Eukaryota; Fungi; Glomeromycota; Glomeromycetes; Glomerales; Glomeraceae. The record is from the annotation of a GenBank genome assembly.